AAUAAAAAGACCAGUACGUGCGUAGCCUCGAUCAACUUGCUAACACCAUAACAGCCGCUCCAACCAUGUCUUCUUCCCUCCUCUCUCACAACUCCUCCUCCCCCGUCACCAUACUCUCCAAACACACCGUUUUCCCCGAUAAAAAAUCCACCUUGCCGGACCUAAAACUCUCCGUCUCCGAUCUCCCCAUGCUCUCUUGCCACUACAUUCAGAAAGGCCUCUUUUUCCCACCACCUCCCCUUCCCAUCCAACCCCUUUUCUCCCUCCUCACCAGCUCUCUCUCCCGAGCCCUCGCAUGCUUUCCUCCCCUCGCUGGCUGCCUCUUCACCGACGCCGACGGCCACGUCUUCAUCUCCUCAACUGACGCCGGCGCCGAGUUCUCCCUCGCUAACGCCCCCUCCCUAACAAUCCCCCUCCUCCUCCCCCCUUCCUCCGACGUCUCCCCCGAAAUCAAAAACCUCUUCCCCCUCGACUUUGCCGUCAGCCACGACGGCCAUUUUCUCCCACUCUCCUCAUUCCAACUCACCAUCCUCGGCGACGGAGCCGUCUUCAUUGCCUGCACCAUCAACCACGCUGCCGUCGACGGCACCUCCUUUUGGAACUUCUUCAAUGUUUGGGCCGAAUCCUGUCGUUGUUCCUCCACCAUUUCUCGCCCCCCAAAUUUUACCCGCAACUUCUUCGCCGGCUCAACCGCUGUCCUCCGUUUCCCCAACGGCAACGGCCCAGCCGUCACCUUCGCGGUCGACGCGCCGAUAAGAGAAAGAAUAUUCCAUUUCCGCCGUGCAUCAAUUCAAGAACUGAAAUCCAAAGCAAACAACCACAACUCCUCCCCAAACGCCGAAACGUACGCCAAGUUCGUUCACGACAGAAAAAAUUUCAAACAAUCGGACGAGAUAUCCUCCUUCCAAUCCCUUUGCGCGCAGCUCUGGCGAUCGGUGACGCGCGCGAGGACAACGUACCUCCAAGCAUCGAUGCCGACGACGUUCCGCAUGGCGGUGAACUGUCGUCGAAGAGUAGUUCCGGCGAUGGAUGAGUGCUAUUUCGGCAACGCGAUACAGAGCAUUCCGACGACGUUAGAAGUCGAGGAAGUUGCGGCGGGAGAACUGAGUUGGAUUGCGGGAUUGCUUCACCAGAACGUGGCGGCUCACGGGGAUGAGUUGAUAAGGAAGAGGGUGGCGGAGUGGGAGGCGGAGCCGAGCUGUUUUCCGUUAGGGAAUCCAGACAGAUCGGGGCUGACAAUGGGGAGCUCGCCGAGAUUUCCGAUGUAUGAAAGGAAUGAUUUUGGGUGGGGAAAGCCGACAGCGGUGAGGAGUGGGAGGGCGAAUAAGUUUGAUGGGAAGAUAUCGGCGUUUCCUGGGCGAGGAGGCGGAGGGAGUGUGGAUCUGGAGGUUUGCCUUGCGCCGGAAACCAUGGAGGCGUUGCUGCAAGACAAGGAGUUCAUGCAUUACGUGUUGGAGGAAGAAGAAGUGGAUGUCUUCUCUGCAAUAUGAUAAAUUUGGGCCGCUAGGGUUCGUCAUACAUGCUAGUUAUGUUUAAGAAAAUUUAUUACAUUUGCAUGAUCUAUACGUGGAAAAAUUAUUCAAUUCUGCAUGCAGUGUCCGAUUUACACCGUCGAUUACCACAAAGAUGUAUUUCAGUGGACCCUGUUUUUAACUUUAAAAAUAAAAAAUUUUUUUUUGGUCGACAAUGGAGAUCUGUCAUCGACGGUGUAGAUCGAACACUGCAUGCAUCUUUGUAUCCGGUGUACGUAUGGAAUAAUUUUUCCUAUAUGUGAGUAUCAUAUAUGUUCAGGGUGUGCUCAGGAUAUACUUAAAGGUAUAAUCAUAUAAGUACACUUAAAUCUGAACAUGUUCCGUUUGU
Phalaenopsis equestris is the source of this 1860-nucleotide messenger RNA. Its product is annotated as BAHD acyltransferase DCR-like. Bases 66 to 1490 code for a protein of 474 amino acids. The record is from RefSeq and is a predicted model, not a curated record. The transcript has a single exon. NCBI's taxonomy places the organism in Eukaryota, Viridiplantae, Streptophyta, Magnoliopsida, Asparagales, Orchidaceae.